Molecule: messenger RNA, 914 nt
Organism: Metschnikowia bicuspidata var. bicuspidata NRRL YB-4993
Lineage: Eukaryota; Fungi; Ascomycota; Pichiomycetes; Serinales; Metschnikowiaceae
Exons: 1
Coding region: 110-649 (179 amino acids)
Source: RefSeq, a predicted model, not a curated record
GGGUCCAAGCCCCAUCGAUUAUGGUCCAAGCUGAAUCGAUUAUGGUUGAAGAAAAUGGCCGAGCAAAAAUUGAGUUCACGAAAAUGGGACAAGAACAUCGUUCUGGAAAAUGGGACGAGAACAUCGUUCUGGAAAAUGGCCCGGCAAGAUUCCGGGCGAAAAGACGACGGAGUGGAAGGAUACAAGACAUGUGGCAAGAGGUUCUGAGGAAAUAGAAAACCACGACAAUAUCAUACCGCGGUUGGGGCCACGGGAUUACAGGCAAAAGCAUCUCGGAGCAAAUAAACGUAUCAAGUACAGGCAAAAAAAACGGCAGUCAAAGAGGCGGCCGAAGUAUGGCGCAAAACGCUGUGAUGUCUGCCGCAAUAACAAGAUUGUAGUAUACCGCGAUUGCAGUGCGAGAAUACGAUGCGAGAAGAUCAUAGUGCGCCAGAAUUGCAAGGGAGGAAAGUCACAGUCUCGGACGAAAGGACAAAAUAAAAAAAGUAGACAACGAGAUCAGAGAAGAAAAACUGAUGAGAGCGUUUCGGCCGGAGAACAAUAUCAAGAUCGUCAGGGAAACCUCGGCCAGAGGCAUAAAGAGCGAGAGAGCUCCAGUAUUAUCCUCGACGACAAGCUCCGAAGACCGUCAACUCAUAGGAUAUGCUGAAUGGGGAAAUAUCAACGCAAGAACGAUGCAACGCAAGAUGAAGCAAUUGAAACAAGAUCCAGAAACCCGGAGUCUGGUUUUUCAUUCCUGCACACAUCGCUGGAACGGCCAGUGUUUCGCCCAGCUGCCCAUCGCCUGACGCAAUCAGAGCUUCAUUAUCCUGAAAAACGCUCCAAUCUCUCAUAUGCUCAUGGUUCUCAUUCCCAUAGUCCAAUCUCGAACUCGCAUUUCAGUGUUUUUUGAUUGAAUAACUUUUUUCUAGUGG